Molecule: messenger RNA, 877 nt
Organism: Contarinia nasturtii (swede midge)
Lineage: Eukaryota; Metazoa; Arthropoda; Insecta; Diptera; Cecidomyiidae
Gene: Roe1
Product: grpE protein homolog, mitochondrial
Exons: 4
Coding region: 131-739 (202 amino acids)
Biological process (GO): protein import into mitochondrial matrix; protein folding
Cellular component (GO): PAM complex, Tim23 associated import motor
Molecular function (GO): protein homodimerization activity; adenyl-nucleotide exchange factor activity; protein-folding chaperone binding
Source: RefSeq, a predicted model, not a curated record
CAAAAAUAUUUGACACAUUUCACCAUGCAUAUUGCGUGACAAAAUUCAACUAUUACAUUUCAUUAGUGGCAAGAAAUAUAUUUUGAUAAAAAAAUAAUUUUUGUGUUUAAUUUUCCAAGAAUUGAGUGAAAUGAGAUCUGUAGGAUAUUUAAAACAAAAGGGUAUAAUUUUACGCCUACUCACAUCUUCAAAAUUACCAAGUGUUAUACAAUGUAGGCGACAUUUUUCAAGCUCGGAAAAUGAGAACGUACAAUCGCCAGAGAUAGAUGAUUGUCAAAUCAAAGCUCUAACGGAGAAAAAUAACGAGUUAAUGGAUAAGUAUAAAAGAGCACUUGCUGAUGGAGAAAAUUUGCGAUUACGUCUGACUAAACAAAUCCAGGAUGCAAAAAUGUUUGGUAUUCAAUCAUUUUGUAAAGAUUUAUUAGAAGUUGCAGAUACACUGAAACAAGCAACAAUAUCUGUACCAAAAGAAGAAAUUAACGACGAAAAUCCCCACUUGAAAAAUUUAUACGAUGGAUUGAUACUGACAAAAAAUUCCUUGGACCAAGUAUUCAGGCGCCAUGGUUUAGAAACUAUAGAGCCGUUAAAUUCCAAAUUUGAUCCGAAUUUACAUGAAGCACUUUUUCAAAAGGAAUGUAAUGAUGUUGAGGCUGGAGUGGUUGUUGAAGUGACGAAAAUUGGCUAUAAACUGCAUAAUAGGUGCAUUCGUCCUGCACUCGUCGGUGUUUCCAGAAACUAGUAACAUUAUUCUUCAAAGUGAUCUUUAGGUCACAUAAUUAGUUGAUAUCAAUUGCGUUAAAUUAUAUUUGCGUUAAAUUAACAAUUGAACAUAGUUUAUAUGCAAAAUUUCCAAUAAAAUUACAAAUUCCAACGAAAA